ACCCGAUCGUCCUUUGAUGUGGUUUUGGCGGGGUGUAUCCCAGUCUCUUGACGAGUUCUCUCAGACUUUUGUUGAACUGAACAGCGCAACCACAGUGAAUCAUGGCAGAUAGUUGGGGGGGAAACCCUCGCGGCGGAGGUCGUGGAAGAGGGGGAAGAGGCGGAAGGGGCAAUAGUGGCGGAAGAUUCGGAAGUGGCGGAAGAGGCGGCAGAGGGUUUAGCGGAGCAACCGGAGGUUCAGGGUAUAAGGGAAGUUGGGGAGGUUCUGGUUCUGGGGGCGGGUUCGGAAGGGGAUCGGAUGGAGCGGGCGGAAGAAGGGGGGGAGGGGGGAGAGGAAGAGUGGGAAGAGGCGGAGAGAGGGGGGGAAGAGGCGGCGGUAGAGGGGACUGGGGAAGAUAUCAGGGGGGAACCGGCGGAGAGGUUGGGCGCGGGAGCUUCAGCCCGGGCGAUUCAAGGAAGCGGAAGUUUGAAGGCGCAAGCGGAAGUUCCGACGAGGGCGGAGGAGGAGGCGCACGCGGGCGAGGUUGGGGAAGAGGAGGCGGUCGCGGGGGGGACGGCGGACGGGGUGGGGGACGGGGCGGUGGACAGGGGCGAGGAGCGGGGAGGGGAGAGAGCGCUCCUAGCGGACCAAUGGACAGGAAGCAGAGGAAGGAGUUAGCGGAGGCGCGGAAAAAGCGCCGCCGCCCUCUCUUUGAUUUGGAAAAGGAGCUGACUCUGCUGUGGGAGAAGUCUCGCCAGAGGAACAUAGACAUGGAGAAAAAACACAAGCUGGUGACCUCAAUGAUUGCUAAGAUGAAGGGCAAGAUGAAGGACGAGAGGGAGAUGGUGUUCGCUGAGUUGAGGCCGCACUGCAGGGAGCUGGCCAUUCACCCGUAUGCCCACCACUUAGUCAACCGGAUGAUGGACCAUGCCAGCAAGGAGAAGAAGCACGACAUCAUAGGGCAGCUGCGGGGGCACGUGGUGGAGAUGAUGCGGCACCCUGUGGCCAGUGCAGCACGCCUACCAGCUCUCCACACCUCCCCAGCGCUCAGCUCUAGCGUCCGAGUUCUUCUCCCCCGAGUUCCGCCUCUUCCCCUCGCUCGCCCUCCCGGCUCCGGCCACCUCUCUGACCUGCUGGCGGAUCUCCCCACGGGCACCACCCGGCAGUCCGUGCUGCAGCACCUGGAAGCUUCCCUGCAGCCGAUACUGGAGAAGGGGAUCGUGGACCACUCGCUGUUCCACAGAGUGCUGGCGGACUACCUUCAAGUCAUCUCCAAGAGGGAGGUGGCGGAGGUCCGGCAGCAUCUGAUGGGCGCUCUGCUGCUGCGCAUGGUGCACACGAGGGAUGGGGUCAGGAUCGCCAACACCAUGGUUGCCCAGGCGACUCCUAAGGAGGUGCGGCGGGUGGUGAAGGCGCUGAAGGGAGUGGUGGCGCGCGUGGCGUGUGACGACCACGGCCACCUGCUGCUGCUGCAGAUGCUCGAGUCCGCCUCUUCCGGUCCUUUGACCCGGUUCGUGGUCAAGGAGCUCAUUAAAGACCUCUUCGAGGUCAUGCAGGAGCGGAUCGGCCGCCGGUUCCUGCUGCAGCUGCUCGCCCCCUCCUCCCACCGCUACCUGCCACCCGAUGCCGCCCAGGCUGUUGUGGUGGGCGGCAGAGUGGAGGAGGAGGGGGAGGAAGAGGAGGAGGAGGGGCAGGAGGAGGAAGGAGGGGAUGAUGAUGGAGAGGAGGGGGAGGAAGAGGAGGGAAAGGAGCAAGGGGGGGCGAUGGAAGAAGGGGAGGGUGAAGAGGAGGAGGAGGAAGGUCAGGGAGGUGAGGAGAUGGAAGAGGAUGAGGAGGAGGAGGAGGAGGGAGGAGAGGGGAGGCGGAGGAGGGUGAAGAGGGAGAGGAGGGAAAGGAAGGGGAUGAGGGAGAAGAGGGAGAAGAGGGGGAGGAGGGGGAGGAGGGGGAGGAAGGGGAGGAGGAGGAAGAGGCGGGGGAGGGAGAGGAAGGAGGUGCCACAGCUACGAAGUUCAGCAAGAGGAAGGGGAAGGCAGACGGCAAGAAGAGAAAGGCUGCUGCCGCUGCAGCAGCAGCAGAUGAUGAUGAUAGUGAUGAGGAGGAGGAGGAUGAGGGGGAUGAGGAGGGGGAGGGGGAGGGUGGAAGGGGCUCUCGGUCCGUUGCUAAGAGAAGGAAGCUUCUGAUUGAUUCAGGAUUGGGCGAGGAGAUGCUCAAGCUGGCAGCGGAGCAUGCGGGCGCCAUGCUGAGGUCUCAGUUUGCCUGCGAUGUCAUCUAUGAGCUUGCACGUGGAGGAGACUCGUCUCUCCUCGCCCUGCACUAUCCUACACUCCUCUCCGCCCUGCACUCAGGCAUCGCUGCUGAAGCCGCUGCUCCCCGCCCCCCUGCUGCUGCUGCUGCCAAUGGCGCUGCUGCUGGUGGUGAUGGUGCGGGCCAAGAAGGACAAGUCAAAGAAGGGCAAGGAGAAGAGCGGCAAGGUGCAGAAAGCACAGGAGGGGGGUGAGGAGGAGGGGGCAGAGAAGGGGGAGAGGAUGGGGAGCAGGCGGAGAAGCAGGGGGAGCAGCAGCCAAGCCAUGUGUUGGAGGAUUUCUUUGGCAGCAGAGUGCUGAGACGCCUGGUGGCAGAUGAGGAGCGCCAGGCCGCAGCAGCAGCUGCGACUGCAGCUGUGGCAGAAGGAGCAGCAGAAACUGCGAAGUCUGAAGAAGCGGCGGCUGCAGCAGCAGCAGCGUUGGAGGGGGAAGUUGAGCCUUUCUGUGCCGUGUUGUGGCGAGAGGCGCUGCGAGGGCGGUGCAGGGAGUGGGGCACAGGCCACAGUGCCAAGGUGGUGGCAGCUCUGGCGCAUGCCCCUCACAAGCCAACAAAAGAUGCCGCCCUGGCAGAGAUGGCAACGUUUCUCGGUCUGCCCGAGUUUGCUGCACUGAAACGAUUGGUGGAGAGCCCACCCUCCCACCAUCACCAGCAGUAGUAGCUGCAGCAGCAGCAGCAGCAGGAGGGAGCAUACUGAGUAAAAAGAGCACCUAUUGUAGAACCACCGGAAUUGCAGAAGCUUGGCCACCUUUCUAGAAAAGAACGCGCUGUAGUCAGGACGUGUGCUGCACUGUACGCAUUCCAAAAUGCUUGAAAUGUGUCGCACAUGCAUAUGCCACUCACCUGGACCUCCAACGUGUAGCUUGGCGACGAUAAUGCAAGGCAAGGCAAUGUGUUGCGCAGUGCACAGAUUGGACAGGAAGGUGUGCUGAGUGGAGCUUUGGGUUUAGGGUUUAUGGAUGCAAUUACCUUGAACCAAUUGUGCCAA
This is a messenger RNA of Closterium sp. NIES-67, 3268 nucleotides long. NCBI's taxonomy places the organism in Eukaryota, Viridiplantae, Streptophyta, Zygnematophyceae, Desmidiales, Closteriaceae. The record is from the annotation of a GenBank genome assembly.